Messenger RNA from Eptesicus fuscus (big brown bat), 1482 nucleotides. RefSeq names its product dickkopf WNT signaling pathway inhibitor 1 (gene DKK1). Gene Ontology annotation, biological process: multicellular organism development; negative regulation of canonical Wnt signaling pathway. Gene Ontology annotation, molecular function: co-receptor binding; receptor antagonist activity. Gene Ontology annotation, cellular component: extracellular region. The transcript has 4 exons. The coding region runs from base 96 to 902 and encodes 268 amino acids. NCBI's taxonomy places the organism in Eukaryota, Metazoa, Chordata, Mammalia, Chiroptera, Vespertilionidae. The record is from RefSeq and is a predicted model, not a curated record.
AGCACCAGCAGCAGCAGCAGCACGGCUUCCUGGGGACCUGGGCUUGCAAAGUGACAUCCCUCCCUUCUCUUUCUUUCCUUCCCUUGAGCUCUGAGAUGAAGGCCCUGGGCGCCGUGGGGGCCGCACAGGUCUUGGUCGCCCUGGUGGCAGCGGCUCUCUGCGGCCACCACCCUCUGCUCGGAGCGAGCGCCACCUUGAACUCGGUGCUCAAUUCCAACGCCAUCAAGAACCUGCCCCCGCCGCUGGGCGGCGCUUCUGGGCACCCAGGCUCGCCCGUCAGCGUGGCUCCGGGGAUUCUGUACGACGGAGCGAACAAGUACCAGACCAUUGACAACUACCAGCCCUACCCGUGCGCGGAGGACGAGGAGUGCGGCGCCGAGGAGUACUGCGCGAGUCCCGCCCGCGGAGGGGGCUCGGGGGCGCAGAUCUGCCUGGCCUGCAGGAAGCGCCGCAAACGCUGCAUGCGCCACGCCAUGUGCUGCCCCGGCAAUUACUGCAAGAACGGAAUAUGCAUGCCAUCCGAUCACAAUCAUUUCCAACGAGGGGAAAUCGAGGAAACCGUUAUUGAAAGCUUUGGUAAUGAUCACAGCACCCUGGAUGGGUACUCCAGAAGGACUACACUGUCCUCAAAAAUGUAUCAUACUAAAGGACUAGAAGGGUCUGUCUGUCUCCGAUCAUCAGAUUGUGCUACAGGGUUGUGCUGUGCUAGACACUUCUGGUCCAAGAUCUGUAAACCUGUCCUGAAAGAAGGUCAAGUGUGUACCAAGCACAGGAGAAAAGGCUCCCAUGGGCUGGAGAUAUUCCAGCGCUGUUACUGCGGAGAAGGUCUGUCUUGCCGGAUACAGAAAGAUCACCAUCAAGCCAGUAAUUCUUCUAGGCUUCACACCUGUCAGAGACACUAAGCCAGCUGUCCAAACACAGUGGACUCCUUUAUAUAAUAUAUGCUAUGAGAACCUUUUGUGACUUUUGCCAGCUCAGUCCUUAAGGAUGUACAAAGUCUGUGGUUACAGUUAAGCAUUCCAGUAAUACCUUCUGAAAAAUCGGAGUGUUAAGAGCUUUGUUUCUUUAUGGAACUCUCCUGUCAUUGGUUGCAGUAAAUUACUGUGUUGUAAAUUCUCAGUGUGGCACUUAACCUGUAAAUGCAACAGAACUUUUUAAUUAUUUUUUCUAACGGUGCUGCAUUGUCUAUUGAUCAUCUUGUUAUGUAAAUUUUUGUACACAUUGAUUCUUAUCUCGACUCUGAUAAAUAUUCUAUAUUAGAUUGUAAUAAAUAAUUUUAGCUUAUACUUCCUAAAUGCAUAACCCUUUUCCCUUUUAAUUCUAGACUCUAGAAUGCAAGGAACUUUUGGAAUAGCAAAUGAUAGGUAUCCGAAAUUUAUCAUGAGAAUACUAGCUUAUUUUCUGAAAUGUACUAUCUCAGUGCUUAGAUUACAAAUAUAUUUCUAGGCUGCGGUAGUCCUUGAAAUAAAAUUUUACAUUUUA